UCACAAUGAUUCGACGGAAUUUUCGUACACCACUUCCCGGCAAUACAGGAGCAGCGAUUGUCCAGUUUCAAACGUGGGCUGACACGGGACGGAAGCUCGAGCUGCAUCGGUGCAGAGUACUUGGUCGUCGCUGAGAAGGUUGAAAUUCAGGGCUCGUCAGGAUGUUGGUGCUACGAUACUUGGCUUCCUUUUACAACUAUGUAAACUACGAAGUUAGUGAUCCACGCGUCAACCAAUGGCUUCUGAUGGAAACGCCAUGGCCGGGGUUUGCAAUUUUGGGGUUGUACCUGAUGUUUGUGCUGAAGUGGGGUCCCAAAUGGAUGGAAAACCGGAAACCCAUAAAAAUUGACAACUUCAUCAAGGUGUACAACUUGGCGCAGGUGUUUGUGUGUUUUUUUCUGUUUAUCGAGGGAUGGCGGUUGGGAUACCUGCGAGGCUACAGUUUUCUCUGUCAACCGGUGGACUAUUCGGAUGAUGAGGUGCCCCUCAAGAUAGCUCGUCGUUGUCACAUCUACUUCCUGGUAAAAGUGUUGGACCUGAUGGAUACGGUGUUCUUCGUGUUGCGGAAAAAGCAGAACCAAGUCAGUUUUCUACAUGUUUACCACCACACCGGUAUGGUUAUGCUGACUUGGAGUGGCGUCAAAUGGUUCGCAGGUGGUCAUGGAGUGUUCAUGGGCUUCCUCAACAGUUUUAUCCACGUUGUCAUGUACUUUUACUACUUCCUCACAUCGGUUAGCGACAAGUACAAAGGAAACGUUUGGUGGAAGAAGCACAUCACUCAGCUGCAAAUUAUUCAAUUCGGGCUAAUCUUCCUGCAGUGGUUCGUUCUGGUGUUCCAACCCAACUGUGCGUUCCCCAAGUGGCCACUGUUUGUGCUGUUGCCCCAGAACUUGUUCAUGUUCAUGCUUUUCCUCGACUUUUACUACCAUGCUUACAUCAAGAAGCCAAAGCCAGCCCAGCCAAAACCGGUGACCCCAAGUGUCGAGGAGAGCGUCCCAGUUCUCAAGUCAAAGAUCAACAUCCACACCGAUUGAUCGCUUCAUUCUUGGACGGCGGAACCUUCUGUACACUUCCUGUCCAUCUGCCCGUAGUUGCUAAGGCUGAUUAACAUUACUUCGUUUAGACUAAUUUAUUGUAAAGUUCUGCUUUCUUCAGCCCACAGUCAAUGACCAUAUCAAGUAGAAAGCCACAUUGCUGCUUCGCGUUCAAUUCGUCAGUGACCUUUAGUGUAAUAAAUAAUUAUAACAGUUUCCACAUUGA
This is a messenger RNA of Culex quinquefasciatus (southern house mosquito), 1260 nucleotides long. Its product is annotated as elongation of very long chain fatty acids protein 7. NCBI's taxonomy places the organism in Eukaryota, Metazoa, Arthropoda, Insecta, Diptera, Culicidae. Gene Ontology annotation, molecular function: fatty acid elongase activity. The transcript is spliced from 5 exons. The coding region runs from base 162 to 1034 and encodes 290 amino acids. Gene Ontology annotation, cellular component: endoplasmic reticulum membrane. Gene Ontology annotation, biological process: very long-chain fatty acid biosynthetic process; fatty acid elongation, monounsaturated fatty acid; fatty acid elongation, saturated fatty acid. The record is from RefSeq and is a predicted model, not a curated record.